Messenger RNA from Haliotis rubra (blacklip abalone), 5221 nucleotides. Its product is annotated as kinesin-like protein KIF3A. Gene Ontology annotation, biological process: microtubule-based movement. The record is from RefSeq and is a predicted model, not a curated record. NCBI's taxonomy places the organism in Eukaryota, Metazoa, Mollusca, Gastropoda, Lepetellida, Haliotidae. Gene Ontology annotation, molecular function: ATP binding; microtubule binding; microtubule motor activity. The transcript is spliced from 19 exons.
GUCACUGCGACCCUGUCACAUACCGAAAUGUUUUGAUUUCGCAUGCUUAGCAGGGUGACAGAUCUCGCCUAGUGUGUGUCAUGAUUUGAUUAUACUCACCGUCUAAAUUGCCAGACAAGCUCAGGAAACUCUGCUUUGCAUUCUAAGAUUUACAUAGAACAAGCAGGAUGCCGGUUAUCUGUAACUAACCCAUCUGGAGUAUAAUCUUGAGGAAAACAAAACUAAAAGCAUGAAAGAAACCGAUAAUGUGCGGGUGGCGGUUAGGUGAGAAGGAAACCUCCACAGGCCUCUCAAUGAGAAGGAAACCUCCACAGCAGAUUCAGGAUGUAAGACAAUGGUCAAGGUGGAGUCCGUGAGAGGGACUAUCACAGUCAACCACCCUAACGCCUCCCCAGGGGAACCGCCAAAGAUCUUCACUUUCGACAUUGUUUUUGGACCCGACUGUAAACAGCUAGACGUCUACAAUGAGGUGGCCAGGCCUAUAGUGGACUGUUGUCUAGCAGGGUACAAUGGGACCAUUUUCGCCUAUGGACAAACGGGUACUGGCAAAACAUUUACCAUGGAGGGUGUGAGAUCUGUGCCAGAACUUCGAGGAAUCAUUCCCAAUUCUUUUGCACAUAUUUUUGGUGCCAUCGCAAAGGCUGAGGGGGACAUACGAUUUUUAGUGAGAGUGUCCUACUUGGAGAUCUACAAUGAGGAAGUGAGGGACUUGCUGGGGAAAGACCAGGAACACAGACUGGAGGUCAAGGAACGUCCCGAUGUUGGUGUGUAUGUGAAAGACCUUUCGGCUUUCGUAGUGAGCAAUGCAGAUGACAUGGACCGAAUUAUGACGCUCGGCAACAAAAACAGGGUUGUAGGCAGCACCAACAUGAACCAGCACAGCUCCAGGUCCCAUGCCAUCUUCACUGUCACCAUCGAGUGCAGUGAGAAGGGAGCAGACGGACAACAGCAUGUCCGUGUUGGGAAACUUCACCUUGUUGAUUUAGCUGGUUCUGAGAGACAGUCCAAAACAGGCGCCACUGGUCAGCGCCUGAAGGAGGCUACGAAGAUCAACCUGUCUCUUUCCACUCUGGGAAAUGUUAUUUCUGCACUUGUAGAUGGAAAGAGUAGUCACAUCCCCUACAGGAACUCCAAACUGACACGACUACUCCAGGAUUCUCUCGGAGGAAACUCAAAAACUGUCAUGGUGGCCAACAUCGGCCCAGCUGACUACAACUAUGAUGAGAGUAUCAGCACCCUCAGAUAUGCCAACAGAGCCAAGAACAUCAAGAACAGAGCCAAGAUCAAUGAAGAUCCCAAGGAUGCAUUGCUGAGACAGUUCCAGAAGGAGAUUGAUGAACUACGUAAACAGCUGGAGGAUGGUAGAGAAUAUGUUGGGGGGGAAAGUGAGGAUGAUUCGGAGGACGAUGACGGGGAGCCUAGUGAAGGAGGAACAAGGCGAAGGCGGAAGAAGAGAGGUGGCAAGAAGCUGUCCAAGGAGAAGAUGGUGGAGAUCCAGGCCCGCAUCGAGCAGGACCGUCGGCUGCUGGAGUCAAAGAAAGACAUGGCCGAGGAGGAGAGGAACAAAGUGAAGAUGGACCUGGAGAAGAAAGAGUCUGAGCUCAAGAAAUACCAAGAAGAGCAGGACCAGCUAACCCAGAAACUGUCAGCCAUUGAGAAGAAGAUCAUCGUUGGUGGGGAAAACCUGCUGGAGAAGGCCGAGGAGCAAGAGCGUCUCCUCGAAGAGAGUGCCCGGGAACUGGAUGAGAGGAAGGAGGCUGAGGACACCCUGCGUAAGCAGCUGGAGGAGAAGGAGCAAGAGCGGCUGGACAUCGAGGAGAAGUACUCCAACCUCCAGGAGGAGGCACAGGGCAAGUCUCGCAAGCUGAAGAAAGUCUGGACCAUGUUAAUGCAGGCCAAGUCAGAGCUGGCAGACAUGCAGCAGGAACACCAGAGGGAGAUGGAAGGACUCCUGGAAAAUGUCCGCCAACUGAGUCGAGAACUCAAACUUCACAUGACCAUCAUCGACAGCUUUAUCCCAGCCGAAUACCAGGAAAUGAUAGAGCAGCACGUCCAUUGGAACGAUGACAUUGGCGAGUGGCAGCUGCGGUGUGUGGCCUACACCGGCAACAACAUGAGAAAACAGACACCACAGCCAGAGAAGGAGAAGGAAAAGUUCCAGGAAGUGGACUUGUCCCACGUGUAUCUCGCCUACACAGCAGAAGGUGCUGCAGAGGCCAUGAGGCCAAAAACUGCAAGAUCUAAAUCUGGAAGACCCAAAACUGCCAACAGGCCAAAAAGUUCAAAGAAGAAGCGAAAGGAAAACGAACUGGAGACAUUGCUCCAGUGACUAUUGUCAGGGGCAUUCGCCCUGGCUGUGUUCAAGGCAGUGUUGCUAUGGGAACAGUUCCAGGAGAAUGCCUUUAGCCACAGUUCUGGCGCACUGAAACCCACCAGCCAGACUGCAGUACACAUGGAACAGCGGUUCCUGACGCGGCUGGAUCUCCAUGACAACACCUCUGGCCAAUGUUUACUGUGAUAACUUGCUUACGUCAUGCACCAGUCAUCAAAUCACCAGAACAUCUUCAUGUUGUCCGAUUCCGUUGUGGCAUUUAUCCAUAUACCUUUUUUAUGACUUUUAACUUACGACUGUGUAUGUAGCUAUGAUAAAAGACAAGACUGAUUACAGUCUGUGUCUAGAACCUGAGGCUCACUGUCUUAAAUUGUUAACUAAAGUGAUAACAAAAUAAUGUUAAUGUUAACAAAAUUACAACCAUAUGUCUGCAUGCAUCUAUACCACCCAACCAAUGAGGUGUUGUAGCAUUGUAUUUCAAAGGUCAAGGUCAUGUUUGAAGUUGUUAUGAAACAUGGUUGGAACAUCCAUGACCAGUUUUAGUCACACUUUGAUUUGUACAAUCCUUAGGUACAUUAAGAUGUUCAAGUGAUGAUUUUCAUUGUCCUCAAAGGACUGGAAGUACAUGGUUGUCUUUUGACACUUAAGCUUUGAGGAAAUGAUACUCACUUGACUGUUGUUGUUUUUUAAAGUAUUUGAAAACCACUCUAGUUUCCCAGCAGAGUGGCUUGCAAAGUGAAAUGGUUCUGAUCCAGACUUCAGAAAUAUUUCAGGUGUUGCACUGCUGAUCUGUAAACAUUGGAGGCAAACAUUUGCAAAUUAUCUCCCCUUUGCCAUCAUGUGACAUGCACGUUUGGCCUGAGUAUGUUUCUUGUUUCAAUGAACUCAACACUAGCUCUGACGGCUACCAAGGAAACGAGAACGAGAUUCACGUGUAGAUGAGCAUAGUUGAUGAUUAUCAUGAACAUAUCCUUGUGAUAAAUAUCUUUCAUUUCUGUCAGGGAUUAAGUCCCAUUUUCACUAACUUACUCCCUCUAGGAUAUCACUUUAUUAACCUUGAAAAUGUUUUGGGGGUUGUUUUUUUCUGUUCAGUAUUAAAUAUUAUCUGCUAUUCAGUAUUAAAGAUUAUCUCAGUUGAAAGAUCUGAAUUAGUGUCUCAUGAUCUACAGGAACUCAGCUGCACAUUUGAGUAAUAGAAAGGUGUGAGGAGCAUGUGAUGUGUUACCAUGGUUACACAGGGACUGGAUCAAUAUGGUUAUUUAACUUCCUUGUUAUGCACACUGUUCACAUGGGUAGAUGUAGUUUUCUCAACAGCUUUCACCUUGGAAAUUGUUGUUUUACAGAUCUGUUGUAAAUGGCAGUUAUAUCAAUUAUUUUUGUUUGUACAUUUUGAAAGCAUAACUUGUUAUAGAAAUAAACUUUGUGUUAAUGAAUUAUUUUGAAUUCAAAAUUCUGAUUUGAUUCAGCUGUCUCAAGUAAUAAUGAAAUUCCUUUGUUAUCAUGUUUACUAUCUGAUGACAGACAUAUUGUACUUGUAGUAUUUCUGCAAUAGGAAUGCUUCAUUUGAACAACAGAAACAUCACUUCGAAUCCAUUUCUAUAUCAAAAUUAAGAUUCGUGUGUCAUUAUUAUGAGAGAAUUUCAAAUAUAUUCUAAUGGCGUUACAAAAAUGAUGUAUUAGGUAGAAUACAUAUUUGCAUGCCAUCAGAAUGACGAGAAUUUAGAACAGAUUCUAAUCUGUUAAUGUUGGUGCAAAAAUGUCACAUUAUUCAUAGUGUUGAUGCCUGAUUAAUAUGAUAUGAAUUUCUGUGGUUUAGGCAAUGUUAAGUCAACUGCAACUCUUGGUUUUCUGGCACCUGAUGAAAGCAAUAGUUGAACUAAUUUAUUAGUAAUAUCCUACUGGCCUACUGAGCCUUUUUAAUUGAUUCCUGAAGCAAGGUGCCAGUUUGCUCCUGAUGUGUAUGAUGCUGUCCAAGUUGUCAAGGGUCCAAAGGACCAGGGUCCCAAUCCACCACAUGUUCGUAAUGUUACGACCUAUCGUAACACUAUAACUUAUCACAGGCAUAUGAAUGGUAUAGAGCUACAAACAUUUUGUUGCUCAGGCCCCAGUACAAUAAACAACCUACAGGUCCUGUUGGAUCUCAACUGGAUGCAGUGGAGCUUAAAUCAUUGUUUCAAAUGGUUUACUUCAUCGUAGUAAUAUAUGAUAAAGUUCAUAAUGGUAAACUGCAGAGGUCAGUUUGUAACAGGUAAACCUUUCACCUUUUCCAGAUGGUAUUUUAAACACAUUCAGUGGUCCCAAAAACAAGUAAACAUGUGGAAUUAGUACGAGAAACCAAUAAAGAACGUAAAACCUUUAAUUGCUGAUUUCAUAUACCAUACAAACCUACACAGCUUUGAUCAUUCCCCCAAAUGGGGCCGUAGGUAAAGCAUGUGCUUGUCACGCUGAAGACUAGGGUUCGAAUCCUCAUUUGGGUACAAUGUGUGAAGCCCAUUUCUGGUGUCCCCGCCAUAUUGAUGGAAUAUUGCUAAAAGCGGUGUAAAACCAAACUCACUCAUCCCCCAAAUUACCAUUAAUUUUACUUUUACUCGUUUCAUAAUAAAGUACUAGACAUGGACAAGUGUUGUGUCAAAUGUCAUAAGAUCCAAUGUGUUUUUACUGUAUUUGUGUGAUGUUUCUCUUGUUUAGAGCUGAGAUGUGUGAUAAUGUACCUUUCCUGUUACUUCGGGGACUCUAUUUAGUUGUUCAUGUUUUACCAUGCAAUGUAUACUGUGUCAAUCACUCAUCGUCUCAUUUUUACCUUUGUAUAUAUGUGAAAUCAAUUGUAGAUAAUCCAUAAUUUAUUUGUAAGUUAUCAAAAAGAUAAAGAGCAAGAAUUAUACUUAAAAA